AUGGGCAAAAAAUGUACAGAAUUGGAACUGAAAAUGCCUUGGGGUCAAGUAUCAGCCAAAGCUUGGGGAUCGCCUGAGAAUAAACGUGUUCUAGUAGUUCACGGAACUUUGGAUAACGCUGGAUCAUUUACUAGACUUAUUCAAUUAUUACCGGAUAAUUAUUACUUUGUUGCAAUAGAUUUACCGGGCCAUGGGUUGUCUAGUCACUUUCCAGCAGGAAUAAAUUUAGACUUUUUCAAUUUUAUUCUUGCUAUCAAAUACGCAUUAGAUGAAUUGAAUUGGAAAAAAUGUUUAUACAUUGGUCAUAGUUUUGGAGGACAAUUAGGGAUACUUUUUAGUAUAUUAUUCCCAGACAUACUGGAGAGAAUUAUAAGUUUCGAUGCUUUGUUGCCGCGAGUUCUUGAUGAUAAAUUUUUGCUAUCAAGAAUCAAACAAACUUACGAAGCAACUUUAUCAGAUUUACACAAAAAAUUACCGGCUCGUUUGUACACAAAAGAUCAGGUAUUAGAUGCUUUGCAAAAUCGACGUCAAUUUCCAUUGAAUGGAGAAGCUGCUCAGGCAUUGUUUGAUCGAGCGGUCACUCAAAUUGGUGAUAAGUACCAAUAUAAUCGCGACAUUAGAAUGAAGCAAAUGUGUUUUCCUAAUUUUAAUCGAGAUCAAUACAUUGAAUUGACGAAAUUUCUUAAAGUACCAACAAUGAUCAUUAUAUCCAGUGAAUCUUGGUUUCACUUAUCACAAGACAAUCUUAAGAAUUUAGAAUUUUUUAAAAAACUUGUUCCAGCCACUUGGAUUUUCAAAGUUGUUGAAGGAAAUCAUGAUCUGCAUAAUAAUAAUCCGGAAAGAGUAUCGACGAUUGUAUCACCAUUUUUAGAUAGUAAUAUAAAAAGUAAACUUUAA
This is a messenger RNA of Cotesia congregata, 897 nucleotides long. The record is from the annotation of a GenBank genome assembly. NCBI's taxonomy places the organism in Eukaryota, Metazoa, Arthropoda, Insecta, Hymenoptera, Braconidae.